Alexandromys fortis (reed vole) is the source of this 2806-nucleotide messenger RNA. It is a transcript of the gene Idua, whose product is annotated as alpha-L-iduronidase. The transcript has 15 exons. Lineage: Eukaryota; Metazoa; Chordata; Mammalia; Rodentia; Cricetidae. The record is from RefSeq and is a predicted model, not a curated record. Bases 705 to 2636 code for a protein of 643 amino acids. Gene Ontology annotation, biological process: carbohydrate metabolic process. Gene Ontology annotation, molecular function: L-iduronidase activity.
GAUCAUGAAACGUGAUUGCUUUUAUUGUUGAGGGAACCAUAGAAGUUAAAGGCAUGUGCCAGGAACAGGGGUCGUUAGACUCAAGUUGUUUCUGUUUCACCAUUGCUAAUAUCCCACUCAGCUUGUGUGCACAGUUCAAAUCUAAACGGCUAUUGACCUCGCCUUUCCCAGACAUCUAGGAUUGAUCUUUGACUGUCCACUAGAAGUGACCACUUGGCUUCUGAAGCGUAUCUGACCAUGCCUGUUUUUCUUACAGCAGCUCCAUUCCAGGAAAAAGCAUAGAUCCGCUCUGCCAAAGCUCUGUUAAUACCCUUGACUUUCUCGCCAAACCCAGUCCUUGGAAAAGUCCCGCAGCGCCUUCUUCUGGUACAGCUUUCCACCUUCACUCCUCACGAGACUGAGCAGGGUCUGACGUGCUUUUCAGACUUCUCGUAGGCCUCCCGAGAGACCUUUCCUGGCAUCGCCAGGAAUAAUGGCCUCACCGAGACACCGAAGGCCAGUGUUCUGCCAGUGGUCGUUCGGAGAUUGGAGCGUCUGAGACGCAGCAACCUGGGCGGAACUCGCCAGGGGAAGAGGCGGCGCGUGUUGGGUUCUGCCUGCCCCUCCCUGCCUGGGGAGCGGUCACGUGGGUUCUACCCGGAGGCGGAACCGAGGCUACCCGGACCUUGAGGCUUGCGGAUCGGGGGCGCCUGGAUACCUUAGCCAUGCGCCCCCGGCGCCUCGCCUCCGCUAAGCUGGCGUUUGUAGCUGUGCUUUUGGCCGCGCCCUUGACUCGGGCUGAGACCCCAUACCUGGUGCGUGUGGAUGCAGCCCGCCCGCUGAGGCCUCUGCUGCCCUUUUGGAGGAGCACCGGCUUCUGCCCCCCACUGCCUCAUGACCAGGCUGACCGGUUCGACCUUAGUUGGGACCAGCAACUGAACCUUGCCUACAUCGGUGCUGUGCCUCACAGUGGCAUCGAGCAGGUCCGGAUACACUGGCUGCUGGAUCUCAUCACAGCCAGGAAGUCAUCUACACAGGGGCUGAUAUACAACUUCACCCACUUAGAUGCUUUCCUGGACCUCCUCAUGGAAAACCAGCUCCUCCCUGGAUUUGAGCUGAUGGGCAGUCCUUCUGGGUACUUCACGGACUUUGAGGACAAGCAGCAGGUGUUUGAAUGGAAGGACUUGGUUUCUCUCUUGGCCAGGAGAUAUAUUGGUAGGUAUGGACUGACACAUGUUUCCAAGUGGAACUUCGAGACUUGGAAUGAACCAGACCACCACGACUUCGACAAUGUGUCCAUGACCGCACAAGGCUUCCUGAAUUACUAUGAUGCCUGCUCUGAGGGGCUGCAUAUUGCCAGCCCCACGUUGAGGCUGGGUGGCCCUGGGGAUUCCUUCCACCCCCUGCCAAAGUCACCACUUUGCUGGAGCCUCCUGCGCCAUUGUGCCAACGGAACCAACUUCUUCACUGGCGAGGUGGGCGUGCGUCUGGAUUUUAUCUCCCUGCACAAGAAGGGCGCAGGCAGCUCCAUCUCCAUCCUGGAGCAGGAGGUAGCAGUUGUGGAGCAGAUCCAGCAGCUCUUCCCUGAGUUCAAGGACACCCCUAUUUACAAUGACGAGGCAGACCCUCUGGUGGGCUGGUCACUGCCACAACCUUGGAGAGCUGAUGUGACUUAUGCGGCUUUGGUGGUGAAGGUCAUUGCACAGCACCAGAACCUGCUGCUUGCUAAUAGCAGUUCCUCCAUGCGCUACGUGCUCCUGAGCAAUGACAAUGCCUUCCUGAGCUACCACCCUCACCCUUUCUCCCAGCGCACACUUACUGCCCGCUUCCAGGUCAACAAUACUCGCCCACCCCAUGUGCAGCUCCUGCGAAAGCCAGUCCUCACAGUCAUGGGGCUGAUGGCCCUGCUGGAUGGAGAACAACUCUGGGCAGAGGUGUCAGAGGCUGGGGCUGUGUUGGACAGCAAUCACACAGUGGGUGUCCUGGCCAGCAUCCAUCGCCCCGAAGUCUCCUCGGAGGCCUGGCGUACCACGGUCCUGAUCUACGCUAGUGAUGACACCCAUGAACACCUCAACCGCAGUAUCUCCGUGACUCUUCACCUUCGCGGGGUACCCCCUGGAUUGGGGCUUGUCUAUGUAGUACGCUACCUAGACAAUCAACUCUGCAGCCCCUACAGUGAGUGGCAGCAGAUGGGUCAGCCAGUCUUCCCCUCUGCAGAGCAGUUCCGACGUAUGCGCAUGGUGGAGGACCCAGUGGUUGAGGCACCGCGUCCCUUCCCUGCUGGAGGCCGCUUGACUUUACAUAGGAAGCUUUCUUUGCCAUCACUUUUGCUGGUGCACGUAUGCACACAACCCUUGAAGCCACCAGGGAAGGUUAGCCGUCUCCGGGCACUGCCCCUGACACGUGGGCAGUUGGUUCUAGUCUGGUCGGAUGAGCAUGUGGGCUCCAAGUGCCUGUGGACAUAUGAGAUCCAGUUCUCCCAGAAGGGUGAGGCGUAUGCCCCAAUCAGCAGGAGGCCGUCUACUUUCAACCUUUUUGUGUUCAGCCCAGACACAGGUGUGGUUUCUGGCUCCUAUCAAGUACGAGCAUUGGACUACUGGGCCCGGCCAGGCCCCUUCUCAGACCCUGUGACUUACCUGGAUGUCCCUGCCUCAUGAGAGCCACUGGCUUCUAGUGACUGUAUCUUUCUCUACCUCAGCCUUGGAGUCUGUCUUUGUGGAUGAACACUACAGGGGGCCCAGCUGCAGUGACCUUUGCCUGCGUUCCUCUCUCCACCCAGAUGCUCAAAAGUUUAACUCUGGAACUGGGAAGACGGCUCAGUGGGGAA